Molecule: messenger RNA, 1542 nt
Organism: Fundulus heteroclitus (mummichog)
Lineage: Eukaryota; Metazoa; Chordata; Actinopteri; Cyprinodontiformes; Fundulidae
Gene: creld2
Product: cysteine-rich with EGF-like domains 2
Exons: 10
Coding region: 245-1315 (356 amino acids)
Molecular function (GO): calcium ion binding
Source: RefSeq, a predicted model, not a curated record
UAGAGGCUGACGCGGAAAACUAGAGAGGCAUCUCUUUUUUUUCCUACUCCCGGCAUGUAAAUACUACUUAGCUGCGCUUUGCAUAGAUGCCUCUACUUUUGAUUUGGUGAUAGGAUUAGCCAAUUUAAAUGUGUCCGACCGUUGCAGCUCUCCGUAGCGCGGCGUAAACCAGCUUCUGAAGAGGGGAAAAGCGUGCCCCGGUCAUGAAAGCGUGACAUAAAAGUGUGUGUUGUCUGGGUGAGAGAUGCUGUCCUCCUGCGGUCUCCAGCUGCAGCUCCUCGCCUGCUCCGUUCUCCUUCUGUUACUUUUCCAAGCCAGCGACGCCAAGAAGGAUUUGAAAAGCGCCUGCAGCACCUGCCAGCAAAUCACCGAGAACUUCAACAAGGGCUUUGACAGAACCGCAAAGCAGAACUUUGGAGGGGGCAACACAGCCUGGGAGGAGAGAAAACUGUCCAAGUAUGAGACCAGCGAGAUUCGUCUAGUGGAGAUCCUGGAGGAUGUGUGCGAGAGCAGCAGCUUCGAGUGCAACCGCAUGGUGGAGGAACACGAGGAGCACUUUGAGACCUGGUGGUUUAAAAAGAAAACCAAACAUCCCGAUCUCCACAAAUGGUUCUGCAUAGACACCAUCAAGGUUUGCUGUCCAAAGGGAACAUUUGGGCCCGACUGCAAUUCUUGUAUCGGGGGUUCGGAGAGGCCGUGUCACGGCAACGGAGCGUGUGACGGCGACGGGACCCGGGGAGGCAGCGGGAAGUGCAGUUGCGACCCCGCCUAUAAGGGGGAGUUCUGCUUAGACUGCGUCGACGGCUAUUUCAGCGAAGUCAGGAACGACACUUUCUCUUUGUGCACAGAGUGCCACGCGUCUUGUAAGACCUGCACCGGAGCGACCAAUGAGGACUGCGACGAGUGCAAGGAGGGCUGGGAGGACAACGAGGCCUGUGUCGAUGUGAACGAGUGUGCCAAAGAGCCUUCGCCGUGCAAAGAGGAUCAAUACUGCCUUAAUAGCGAAGGCUCCUACUCCUGCAUUGCUUGUGACGACGCCUGCAGCGGUUGCACCGGCGCUGGUUCUGAUCAGUGCCAGGCUUGUGCUGAAGGGUACCAGGAUGUAGAGGGAACCUGCACAGAUAUCAAUGAAUGUUCUCAGUCUGAGCCUGCGUGUCUGAAGGAGCACCAGGAGUGUAUCAACAAUAAAGGCAGCUUCAUCUGCAUCUGCUCCAGUGGGUUUGAGGAGAAAGACGGCGAGUGCGUCCAGCAGAACGAUGCAACAGAGGAGUCUGAAGCAUCGCAGACGAUUUCAGAUCCACACAGGGAGCUCUGAUGUCAAAACUGGGACCAGUAUGGUUGAACUGAACCUCUUCUUUUUUUUUUUUUCUUGUUCCGUUUUACUUUGACCACAUGCACUUAAGAUACCACCUGUUUUCAAAACCCAUCAUGAUGUUUUCUAGCAGUGGAUUAAGAAAGAACCAGGACAUUUUACGUUGUCUGUGUGGUGCCAUUUGUCUGUUUUAAUAAAGUUAUUUGAAUAAAAGUGAAUUAUGUUCAAUU